Molecule: messenger RNA, 5685 nt
Organism: Cavenderia fasciculata
Lineage: Eukaryota; Evosea; Eumycetozoa; Acytosteliales; Cavenderiaceae
Exons: 11
Coding region: 1-5685 (1894 amino acids)
Biological process (GO): protein import into nucleus
Cellular component (GO): nucleus; cytoplasm
Molecular function (GO): nuclear import signal receptor activity
Source: RefSeq, a predicted model, not a curated record
AUGGAGAGAUCAGAUGAACAAGAGUUUGUAGAGAUUGUUGUUACUCUUGCAAAAGAAGAAGAAGACAAACAAAAAGAAAAUAAAGAUAAUAACAACAAGAAGUAUAAAUCAACAUCAAAACAACUAUUUAAAGAUUAUUCUAUAUCUAAACCAGAACAAGUAGUAUCAUGGUUACUCUAUUUAAUCGUAAAAGAUAAUAUUAAAGAUAAAGCAAUACAGUUACUUGAUAGAUUAUUGAUUAAAAAAGGGGAGCAAUUGAUUGAAACAUUAUCACAAUCAGUUGUAGAUGCUAUCAAAGUUGAAACAAUCAAGUUACUAAAGACAACAACUCUUACAGGUGAUAGUUACAGACAACAUUUGUUUAGUAUCAUUGAAUCAUUUGCAAAUUAUUUAUUACCAAGAGAUGGUUGGAAUGAAUUGAAACCAAUAUUGGAAAAUAUUGUAAAAGAACAAGAUAUAGAUGUAACAUUAAAAGAUAAUGCAGCUGGAUUACUCUUGGUGUUAUCAAAGUAUGACUUUAAAAAGUCUAAACAUCAGCUUAUCUCAAUGAUCGACUCUUAUAUUUUUGGUGGUAGUCUGACCGAGGAGAGGUAUGGUGUAUUAUUACCCAAGAUGUUAACAAUGCUUGCAAAACUGGAUGGACAAGAUGAUGGAGAUUUAAUAGAGAAAAUAGUAACGAACCUUCCAGCUAUCGAUACGAAUACUCCAAGUAUGAUCGAGAGAGUCUCACUGAUCAUUGACACUUUGAUUGAAAUGUUAGAGAGAAAUCAAAGUGGGAAUGGUUUCGCAUCUGAAAAGACAAAGAUAAUGGUAUUUGAUUAUGUGUUGGCAAUGGCUGUGAGGAAAGAUCCCUCUCCUACUCCUACCCUCUAUACAGAUAACCAGAUCGAGAGAAUCAUCUCUCUUUUGUUCUUCUGGCUAUCACAAAUCAAGGAUGUACCUUUGGAAGAAUGGACUGCCAAUAUGAUAAUUCGUUAUAACAGAGAUGAUUAUGAUGAUGAUAAUAUUAAUCCCGAAGAAGAGUACAACAAAGAAGAUCAACUAGUUGUAGCCAACUCAAAUUAUGUUGGAUUUUUGCGUGGUAUUGGCAAGCGUGGUUUAGAACCUGUUUUAAAACAAGUCAAAAUCUUUUCAAAAUCUCAACAAUGGGAACAAAGAUAUGCAGCUAUGAUGAAUAUACCAAAAUAUUUUGAAUUGGAUUUUUUUGAUGAAAAACUAUUUCCAAUUAUUUUAGAGUAUUAUAAAUUUGUACCAAUUCUAUUAUCAUCAUUGGAAAAACAUCAUGGAACAAAAGAUUCAGGAGUAUUGCAUAAAGACUGUAGAAUUAAUAUAUUUUCAAAAGAUUUAUUUAGGUUUAUGAUGUUUGCUAAAAAGAAUGGUAAAUCGAUUGAUUUGAUAAAGAAUGUUUUAAAAUCAACAAAUGUAUUUAUUGGAUUGGUUGGCAAGUCAUUUGCAAUUUAUUUACCAAUGAUCAUGGGUAAUAUUAUCAAUGUACUAGAGACACCAUUACCCAAUCCAUAUCAACAAAAACAACAACAAAAGAGAGUAUCAUCAACACUAAAGGUUUUAACUAAAAUCAUUAACGAAUUAAACGAUAAUGACUCCAUUUGCGAAAUAUUGGCACCAUUUGUACAAGGAUUGAUAGUUUCUCUGUGCAACUUGUUAAAGUGUACAACAACCAGCACCAAUAUUCGAAUCGAUUCACUAGACUGUUUACCUGGAUGUUUAAAGUUGUCCAAACUGUGUUUUGGUGCGAGUUGCGACAAGAUGACCAGGAUAUUUGAAAUGGUAUUCGAUGAGAUCAUCAUAUCAUGUGCUCUAGAGACCAACCCCAAGGUCUUGGGACAAAAAAUCUACCAAGGAAUUAGUAUCAUCAAAACAAUGGGAAAUGACGCAAUGACACUGGAUCAAGUACAAUCUACACUUGAAGUAUUGUCAAAGCUAGAAGAAAUAUUUCAAGAUAUGGAAAACCAGGCUCGACUUGGAAAUCAAGAUGUCAUUGGUAAUCAUUAUCCAAAUGAUCUAAACUCUAUCAUCGGUAGAGCAGUUCCCAACAUCUUCGUGAUGAUUGGUGACAUGAUCAUGUACAACAGUGCCAUCACAGUACCCCUUAUCCUUAUCUCUGAUGGUCAAUUCAUUCAAAAAUCCUGUCAGAAAUUACAAGAAGAUGUUUACGACGAACAAUUCUUGAAGCGUAGAAUCCUAUAUUUUAUCUCAAUGUUUUUUGAAUAUGGUGGAGAUAUCUCUAUUAGUACAUACCCAAAGAUCAUACCUAUUAUGAUCGAGUUUCUAAAACAAUCAGAAGAUGCAGGUUGUAGACAAAAUGGUUCAUUUGCACUUGGAAUGGCAGCAAAACUUGCCAAGGAUAGAUUCUCACCAUGGGCAAUCGAUGUUUUACAGUUAUUUGAUAUCUUGGUAUCUGACGACUAUGCAUACUCUCAAAUCAACACACGUGCCACUGAAAAUGUACAAAAGACUAAAAAGUUUUUAUUCAAAAAUGCAUACUAUAAUAUGCAGCAACCAGAUAAAGAAUUUAUAGAGAUUAUUGUUGUUUUAGCAAAAGAAGAAGAAGAUCAACAAAUAGAGAAGAAAGACAAUAACAACUAUAAAUCAACAUCAAAACAACUAUUCAAAGAGUAUACUGUAUCUAAACCAGAUAAAGUAGUAUCAUGGUUACUAUAUUUAAUCGUAAAGGGUACCUAUAAAACUAUUAAAGAGAAAGCAGUUCAGCUACUUGAUAGAUUAUUGUUCAAAAAAAGAGUUCAACAAAAAAGGAACCAUUAUAUCGAUCAACUGUCAGAUGAUACAAUAGAUGCAGUCAAGUUUCAAACGAUCGAGUUACUCAAUACAACUCUUACAGAUACCUUUAGAAAACAUUUAUUUGGUAUCAUUGAAUCAUUUGCAACUGUUUUAAUACCAAGAUGUGGUUGGAAUGAAUUGAAACCAACAUUGGAAAACAUUAUAAAUAGAAAAGAAGAAGAAGAAGGACCAUUUAAUUUAAAAGACAAUGCAAAAACAUUGAUGCAAGUAUUAUCAAAGUAUAACUUUGAAAAAGAUAAUCAAGAUAUGGUAGACAUACUUGGCUCUCUUGGUGAUAAAUUGACAGAGGUGCACUGUAGAUCACUAUUAUCAAUGCUCAUACAGAUGGAUGACAAUUUAGAAGGUAAAUCAAUCGAUAGAGUUCUUGAUGGACUUGUCGGUAUCUAUGACAAAGAUGAUCCAGAAUGGAUUCAACUCACUCCACGAAUCAUUGACACGAUGAUCAAGGUGUUGGAUAGAAACAGUGAAGAGGGUAUUUGUCUCAAAUCAGACAACAAAAGAAGAAUAUUUAACUUUUUGGUGAACAUGCUAGGGGAUUCGGCCGAGAUAUCAUUGGAACCAAAGAUAUAUACCGAUAGUAAGAUUGAAAGAAUCAUCUAUCAUUUGUUUUACUGGUUGUUAUCAGACAUUAAGGACAUAUCAUUGAAUGAAUGGACAACCAAGAUUGAAAGUGAAAAUCCACGAAGUUACUAUGUCGAACAAGAACAUAUGAUUUUUAAUCAAUUUGUUAGUGCAUUUGAUCAAAGUGCAACAAUACCAAUUUUCAAAUAUUUCUACCUUUUUUUACAAUCUCAACAAUCGUGGAAAGAAAGAUAUACAGCAUUGGAAUUUUUAUCAAAAUCUUGUAGAUACCUCAAAAUUAGUAUUGCACAACAAUUUUCAACCAUUUUAAAAUUUUUAUUAAAAUGUACAGUUGAUGAAAAUGUUCGAGUUAGAUGGGCAGCAUUUGAAUGCUUAAUUAAUUUAUCAAUGGAAUAUGGUGAUUUGAUGGUUUUAUCAAGGAAUGAAAUAUUUGAAGUCAUCGUCAGGUCCAUUCGUGAUCUAAAUGACAGUAUUCAAAAUAAUUGUUGUGAAUUGAUAGGAACCAUAAUGAAUUCAUUAAAAGAACACAUGAUUGGUGAAAUAGAUGACACAAUUGUUGGUGAUCGUGUUUUGGAUGCAAUAUUUAGUUUAUUAGAAAGAGUACUUCAAUCUAGAAAAAUACAUAUCAUUGAAAAUGCAUUGCAAUCUUUGAUAUCAGUUAUAAAUACUGUUAUGACCAAAAGAUUAGAACCUUAUUGUAAAAGAAUAAUACCAAUUAUACUUGCAGUAUUGAUAAAAUAUCAUGAAACAAAAGAAUCAAGAGUAUUUUAUAGUCGAGGAAAAAAAACAGGAUUAGUUGUUCUUGCAAUCAAGGCAUUUACAAUAUGUGGUGUGGUGAUAGAUAAGAAGACAUUUUCUAAAUUCUUAUACAUAUUGAUGGUGUUUGUUAAAAACAAUGAAAAGUGGUUUGAUAUGAUAGUCGAUCUUUUCAUUGCAUUUGACUUAUUUAUCGAAACUGUUGACAUUUCAUUUGCAGUGUAUUUACCAAUGAUCAUUAGAGUGGUUGUGAAUAUACUAGAGAUACAAUUACCAAAUCAAUUACAAGGUAUUUUUCAAUCACAACAACGUGAUAUUACAAAAGUAUCAUCAACACUCAAGUUUUUGGCUAGAAUCAUGGAAGCAUCAAACGAUGAUGAAUCCAUUUCCGAAAUGAUGGCACCAUUUGUACUUAGAUUGGUAGAUCCGUUGUGCAAUUUGGUUAACUGUCCAGUCAGUACAGAUAUUCAAUUCUACUCACUAGAAUGUCUGCCUUUUUGUAUCAAGUUGUCAAAGAUUCACCAAAAUGAGGACAAGCUGACCCAGAUGUUUAUCAAGAUAUUCGAUUCAGCCAUUAUGACAUGUCCAUCAGAGACGGAUACUGAAAUAUUGGUGCAUCGUAUCAACACGGGAGGUAAUAUCUUUGAAGAGAUUGGAAAAGAUGCAAUGACUACCGAUCAGAUCCAGUCAGUUCUAAAUAUACUGUGCAAAGUGGAUCAAAAACUUGGCGAUAUAGCACAACAGGUACACAAUGGCAAUCAAGCUGUAAUUGGAGAUGAUCAAGAUCCAGAAGAUAUACUAAAUUUAAUCGAUGAAGGUGUUUGCAGAGAGUAUGAGAUGUUGGGUGAGAUUGUAAAGCACAAUAGUGUUAUUGCAGUACCCCUAAUCACAUCUUACCCUCUAUUUAUCAAGUCUUGUAAGAGACUAGGUGACAACAUUGGCGUGGCCAAUAUCACAAAGGCUGGAAUUCUAUAUUUCAUGACUCAUUAUUGUGACUUUGGUGGUGAAGUUGCCAUCAACACAUUUCCACAUAUCAUACCAACUAUUAUCGAGUGUUUGAAAAUCACUUUUCCACUUGUUAAACAAAAUGCUUCCUACGCACUUGGUGCAGCUGCACAAGUUGCAAAGGAUAGAUUCUCACCUUGGGCAAUGGAGUCGUUACAUGCUAUAGAUAGAAUAGUCUCGGCACCAGAUGCAUACUCUUCAAAUGAAAAUAUAAUUGCAACUGGAAAUGCCAUAUCUAGUAUUGGUAAAAUCAUCAGAUAUGUUCCACAAAUCAACAAUAUCCAUGAAAUCAUUCCAAAAUGGUUAAAUUGUCUGCCAGUCUCUGAGAAAGCCGAAGAGACUAUAUCUAUAGUUGGUAACCUUUGUGCUAUUGUACAUCUAUACACAAAUGAAUGUCUAGGUCAAGAAUACCAACAUGUUGAAAAGAUACAUCAAAUAAUCAAUCAUUAUUUGGAAACUUGUAAACAAGAAAAAGAAUUAUUAACUAGGACAUGGUUAUUAAUACAAGAAAGAAAAUUAUAA